AUGCAGCCGGAGCCGGAGGCCAGCUCCCCUGAAGGGGUGACCCUCACAGAUCAUUACAUGAUCCUCAGGACCCUUGGCAAAGGCAGCUUUGCUGAGGUGAAGCUGGCCUGCCACCUCCACACAGGGGUUUGGGUUGCUGUCAAGAUCCUGGAAAGGGGUGAGAAGAACGAUUCUGUUAUCAUGACUGAAAUAGAUAUCAUUAAGUCACUGGACCACCCAAACAUUAUCAAACUGUUCCAUAUCAUUGAAACCAGAGAACAUACCUAUAUGGUGAUGGAACAUGCUGCUGGGGGAGAUCUGGUGAGCCAUAUUGAGAAAGUGGGCUGUCUGAAGGAGGAAGAGACCCACCGCAUCUUCACACAGAUGGUGUGUGCAGUUAACUACUGCCAUGAGAAUGGUAUUGCACACAGGGACAUCAAACCAGACAACAUCCUGCUGGAUGGCAAAGGAAGCGUCAAACUGUGUGACUUCGGCUUGGCCAUCAAAGUAGCCUCUGGGCAGAGGUUCAAGGGAUUCUGUGGCACCCUUGAAUAUUGUGCUCCAGAGAUUUUCACUGAUGUAGAAUAUGAUGCACAGGCAAAUGACAUCUGGAGCAUGGGAGUGGUUUUAUACACAAUGGUGACAGGGCGCUUCCCAUUUGAGGCAAAGACCUAUUCACAGAUGAAGGAGAAGAUGCUGCAUCCCGAGUACUCCAUCCCGUCAAUGCUUUCUCAAAACAUUGUAAACCUCAUUGUGCAGUUGUUCACCGUGGACCCUGAGCAGAGGCCCAAGAUAUGUGAUAUUAUGCAGCACCAGUGGCUCAAGGGUAGUGAAGGACUUUCCAAACUAGCAUCUUCUUUAGGGACACAUCCCAGCAACCCAACUCCCAGCAUUGUGGUGGCUAUGUUGGCCAUGGGUUACAAUGCCAAGGACAUUAGAGACUCUUUACAUGAAAAAAAAUUCAAUAACAUCAUGGCAACUUACCUAAUUUUAAAGCAUCAGUCACCCUGGAGGGACAACACUAGCCAUCAGAUGAAGCCUGUGUGGCAUGAUGUUGCCAUGACACCUGUACGUCCUCCCACCUUCCAUCGCCCCCUAAAGAGGACAGGGAAUGAGCCUGCUCUUCACAUUCUCACCUUGUCAGCCAAGUACCACGUGUGUGACAGUGACAACCUUGCCAGGAAGAAGGGAUGCAAAACACACAGCAUGCCUGAUGUCCCAUGCUGCCAGCAGAAGAGAAUUCUUCCUCCCAACACAGAUCCCCAGCAUACUCCUGUGGCUGCUCAGCUUGUGAGCAGCAGCUUUUGGGAGACCAGCAUGACCUCCAAGGGUGUGUCCUUAGGUAACACAUUUUCAGAAUGUAUUUCUUCUGAAAAAUAUUUGUCCUAUAAGGCACCCCAGAAUGUAGUCACCACUGAGAUCAGCUUGUGCACCCAGAUUGUACCAUCUGAGAAGAAUUCCAGAGAGGCACACACAGCCUCUCCUCAUAGCCUACACCAAGGCUGGAGGAGAUUUAAGAGGAGAAUGGGGAAUGGUGUGCGAAGACUAUGCUGUUGCCUGCCAGCCCAGCAGACAAGUCAGGUUUUCAAGAAGAAAGUGACUCCAGUGGAUGGGGAAGGCAAUGGAGUUACACCAAAUCAGGUAUGUGGGGUGGCAAAGGUGGACUGA
Messenger RNA from Peromyscus eremicus (cactus mouse), 1647 nucleotides. RefSeq names its product sperm motility kinase X-like. Gene Ontology annotation, biological process: intracellular signal transduction; microtubule cytoskeleton organization; protein phosphorylation. The record is from RefSeq and is a predicted model, not a curated record. Gene Ontology annotation, cellular component: cytoplasm. Gene Ontology annotation, molecular function: ATP binding; tau-protein kinase activity; protein serine/threonine kinase activity. The transcript has a single exon. The coding region runs from base 1 to 1647 and encodes 548 amino acids. NCBI's taxonomy places the organism in Eukaryota, Metazoa, Chordata, Mammalia, Rodentia, Cricetidae.